Messenger RNA from Tetrahymena thermophila SB210, 3030 nucleotides. RefSeq lists its product as hypothetical. The record is from RefSeq and is a predicted model, not a curated record. The transcript has 5 exons. Lineage: Eukaryota; Ciliophora; Oligohymenophorea; Hymenostomatida; Tetrahymenidae.
AUGUAAUAGUAGUAAAUUGCGUAACAAUAACAAUAAAUCAUGUAUUAAUAAAAUGUAAAUAGCAGUAGGAUUUCAGCGUAGACUACUUAAUCAUAGCUGAAUUAAGGAGUUAUGGCCAAUUAAUAAACCUAAAUUAAGCAAACUUAAGCCUUACCUAUACCUACAGCAAUGCCUUUUUAAAAAAAUAAUUCAUAAGCUUAAUUGUUAGGAACUCAAUCUAAUCGUCAAAGCAUUCAAAAUUAAAAAUUAAGUAGUAAUAAUAUUAAUAAUAAUUAAAAUGUACCUGCCCAUGGUUCAAGUCGUAUUAAUUACACUUAAAAUCAAAAUAAUUAAUAUCAGGUUAAUGGAUCUCAGUUGUCAUAACCUGUCACUCCUUUGCAAAUAAACUAGCAAAAUAUGAUAUCUUCAGAUAUAAGCUUAGAAUAUAAAAAACUAAAUGAAAAAUAUAUCUUGCUUCAAGCAAGUUUCGAAAAAGAGAGAAAGCAUGUAGAAAAUUUAGAGUAGAAGAUGAAAAUACUCAUUUAAGAAAAUGAUAAAUUGUUAGACAUGAAGAGCAAUAGCUCUAAAUCAAUUGAUUUAAGUUCUAACAAUUUAGAAUAAACUCAAAAUAAGUAAGAAAGAAUACUACUUGAAGAAAUUUAACGUCUUGAUAGAUUUAUUAAUGAAUAAACAAAUGAAAUUGAGCAUCUUAAAUAUGAAAACUAAAAUUUAAAAAACUAAUACUCAGAAUAAGAAGAAAUCAUUGCCAAUAUUGAUGAAAAGUCUUCUGAGCUAGUUGAAUAAAAUAACAAACUCUAGCAACUUCUUGCUAUGAAAGAAUAAGAAGCAGAUGCUUAUAAAAAUAUUAAUUCGUCUUUAUAGACAUAAGCUGGUACACAGUCACAAUUAGGAUUUGAUUUAGAAAAUCUUUAAAAGAUGAAUGCUAUUCUAAAUGAAGAAAUAAAAAAUUAUAAAGAAGAAAGAAGGCUAUUAAAUGAAAAACUCUAAUAGCAAAAAGAUGAAUAAUCCAAAACAAAGAUAGAAUUACAAAAGAAAAAAGAAGAGCUUCUAAAAGCUACUGAUGAAAUAUAGAAAUACAGAGAUGAUGCCUUCAGAAACAAAGAAGAUGCAUAAAGAAAUAAAGAUGAGUUAAGAAGAAACACUGAUUAUAUUAGCAAAUAAGAUGAGGAAACAAAGAAAUAUAUUAAAGAAAUAUCAUUACUCAGAGAAACAUAAGCUCAAAUAAUAGAACAAUACCAUAAUUUGGAAAAAUAAUAUAGUGAAUUAAAGCACUAAUUACUCAACUCACAAGAAGAAAAUAAAUAAAUUUAAAUAAUGAAAAAUACCAUUUCCGAUUUAGAGAAAGCUAAAACAGACUUGCUAAAUGAAAAAUCUGAAUUUAUAAAAGAAAAAGGUUAAAAUAUGUUUUAUCUUAAAGAAAAAGAAGAAAAUUACUAAAAAAUCAUUGCUGAAAAACAAUAAGAAAUAAAUAACACCUUAGCCCAGUCAAAUAUGCUAGUGGAAAAAUACAACAUUUUGCAAGAUAAGUUUGUUAAAUUGCAAUAAAGUUUUGAACAAACAAAGAUUUUUGAAUAAAAGUAUGAAGAUGCAUCCUCUAAAAACUAAAAUCUUGCUUAAAUAGUUAUGAAAAAGGAUGAGCAGAUAGCUAACUUUAUAGCAGAAAUCGAAAAGCUUAAGAGGGAUCUAGUGAGUUCUUAAAGCAAAGGUGAAUAGUUGCAAAAUCUAGUGAAAAAAUAAGAUGAACAUAUUAAGAAACUUGAAGAUACCAUUAAAAAGUAAGACGAAACUAUUAAAAAGCAUGAAGAAAAUGCUAGAAAAACUGAAGAAAUAGUUACAGUAAAGUUUGGUGAAAAGAAGACCUAGAUAAAAUCUCUUGAAGAUAAAAUAACAGAAUAGUAAAAUAUCAUUGCAUAGCUUAGAUUAUUUGAAUAGGAGACUAUCAAUUUACGUUAAACGAUUGAAAAGGCGGAAGAGAAAUUAAAAAAACUUUUUUCAGAAAAUGAGAAAUUAACAGGAGAAAUAAAGUAAGCAACUUAAAAAAUAUAAAAGUAAGAAGGAGAAAAGAAGCAACUUACAGAAAAAAAUACAACUCUCACUACUGAGCAAACAUAAACCAAAGAAUUGUUAGCUAAACGUGAAAGAAAUCUAGAAAAGGCUAUAGAGGAACUUAAAAAAAUGGAUGGUGAAAAUAACGAAUUGAAAAAAUAAAAUAAUGAGUAUUUGUAAAAAAUAAAGGAAUAUUAAUAGACAAAUGAGUAACUUGCUAAGACUUUAGAAAGUUUAGAAAAGAAAUACGAAUAAAUGAGGAAUCAGUAUUAGACAAUCCACAAAGAACAUAUUGAUUAUAAAAAUAAUAAUGAUGAAAGUCGCAUUAAAGAAUAGAAAGAAUUUAAUAAAAAGCUUGAAAUUCUUUAAAAGUAAAUUAUGGAAUUGGAGAAAUCAAAGAAGGAUGCUGCAAAUUAAUUUAAUUAAUAGAUAAAAGAAAAUAUUGAAUUACUCUAAGAUUAAUAAUAAUCAAUUAAGCUUUAUUAAUAGAAAGUAGAAGAACUUGAAAAAUUAGUUGCAGAAUAAUCAGCCUAAUUUAAGUAAGAAACAGAUAAUUUGAUUAAAAAUAAUAGUUAGCAGACUGCUUUACUUAACAAAGAAAUAUAAUUAAAGAUAUAAGAAAACUAAUAAAUCCUUGUAGAAAACCAAUCACUUAACGUACUUUUGCAUGAAAACGAAGAAAAGUUCGAAGAGUUGGAAUAGGAAAUAUAGUCUCUGUAAUCACAAAUUUUAAGCUUACAACAGAUAAGUGAGAGCCAAAAAUAAGAAAUUUCUAACCUUUCAAAUAUUAUCCGUUAGCGUAGAGAAUAAACAGAAUAAUAGUAAAAUGUUAAUAGCACUUUGACAAGAGAAAAUCAAGGACUACUUGACCAACUUAAAUAAUUAGAAGCAUAGCUCUUCAAAGUCGAUGAGCAUGUAAACAAAAUGGAACAAUAAAAUAAUGUAAUUUAGAAUGGUGAAGAAACUGAAGAUUUGGUAGAAUGA